Messenger RNA from Mercurialis annua (annual mercury), 909 nucleotides. RefSeq names its product F-box/kelch-repeat protein At3g06240-like. The coding region runs from base 1 to 909 and encodes 302 amino acids. The record is from RefSeq and is a predicted model, not a curated record. The transcript is spliced from 3 exons. Lineage: Eukaryota; Viridiplantae; Streptophyta; Magnoliopsida; Malpighiales; Euphorbiaceae.
AUGCCUAUCCAUGACCUUGUCCGCGGAAGAAAAACAGGAGUUCCUACGCCUACAUCCACCUUCGUAAAUUACGGCUCAAUAAAAAGAUUAAUGCAAGAAAAAAAUCGACAAGUGAUAGAAAUUGAUUCGUCAUGCUCACACGAACUCUUGUUUGAUAUGCUUCCCUCAAACUGGGAUCCACAUCAGAUCACAUGCUGUUGUGAUGGUAUUAUGUGCAUUACUUUGUGUAAUCGUCUGCUUCUAUUGAACCCGAACACCGAUGACUGCAAAAUGUUGCCGUUUCCUGAUCCUGAUGACAUUUUUCCUGCACACAAAUGGGAAGCCUUUGGUUUCGGAUAUGUUUCUUCUACUGAUGAUUAUAAGAUUGUAAAUGUGCCUUCUUACAGGCUAGACCUACAAUCCAAGAACCACAAUGUAUACAUAAUGACUCUAAAAUCAAAUUUGUGGAGAAAAAUAGGUAUCGACUUUCCAUACCUUGUCACUGAAUGUGGACGCGCAAUCUCUAUAGAUUUGGACAAGGAAAUCUGUACACAACUGCCGAUGCCUCCCAACGUGGUCGUACUUCCACACUCUGUCAAUCUAAGUUCGCUGGGAGUUUUAGCUAGUGGUAUUUCCGCAGGAAACCAUGACGCAAGCAAUAACUGUUUCGAUAUCUGGAUUUUCAAGGGGGAAACUUGGAUCAAGCAUCUGAACUUCCCGGCGAGUAUUCAUAAAGGGCCUGAUGAUUGUUAUGUUUCCAAUGUGAUUCCCACUCUUUUUCGACCACCAUGGCGCGCUGGUGAUGCAUGCUAUAUUAGCCACUGUUUAUAUAUAACAUAUUACAUAAAUGAUAGAGAGGCUUUAGCUCCUAUAAUUGAUCCUACAAUCAAGCUUCUAAAUCUCCUAAAGAAGGAAGCAGUAUAUUGCUAA